This is a messenger RNA of Acaulospora colombiana, 3192 nucleotides long. Lineage: Eukaryota; Fungi; Glomeromycota; Glomeromycetes; Diversisporales; Acaulosporaceae. The record is from the annotation of a GenBank genome assembly.
CUCUGGGGAGAACCGCUAAAAUCGGAUACCUCUACGACAUUACAAGAGAUGCUUUUUGCGAAUCCUCCUUACGUAUUUAUGGCGGAACUGCCAGUUCGAGUCAUAGAUAGAAUUGAAACUCCCCAUACUGACUUAGUCUUUGAGUAUGGGGAUUCAUAUAAAGAAAAGUUUAAUAAGCUAGAUGUUGAAUCUCAAUUAAAGAUAAGCAUUCUCUCUGGUUUACUCGCCUUGGAAGGUUCAGGAAAAUAUUUGAGAGAUGUGAAGAAUAGUUCAAGAUCUGUGAAAGGUACUCUAAUAUACCAUAUCUCUUCGGUCGAAGAAAGUUUAAGUAUAAAUCGUGAAGAAAUCAAAGCAUACAUUGAUACCGACGCUUUUAAUGCACGUGGCGCUACGCAUGUUGUAACAGGCAUAAAGUGGGGAGCUACAAUGAUGGCAUCAUUCGAGUAUAAGAAUAGAAAUGCAAAAAACAAUUCGGUAGUCGAAGGAAUUCUUAAGGCUAACUUUGAAAAGGUUUCCUCAUGCAUCGAUGCUUCCGCGGGAGGUGAUACAGAUAUCAAAGGCGAACGACAUGAACUUAUGAAUCAUUUCUCCAUAAAUAUUUUUGGAGACGUUAUUCCCGAUAACAAAAAUCUUCCUCGAUCCUUUGCCGAAGCAAAAGAAAUCCUAACUGAACUCCCUUUAUACGCCAAAAAAUAUAAUUAUGGAAAGGGUGUGCCGUUUGAAUUCAAACUUUAUCCAUUGUCCGAACUUGCGAGGAAGUUCAAGUAUAUAUUUACUAUUGGAAGAAUGAUAACGGAAUUAAGCGAACAAACGAUUUUAAGGGUAGAGCAAGUUUUUGAUGAUUUUCUUAAGUCCAAAAAGAUGUUAAAUGAUUUGUAUGAUGAUGCCAGAUCCAUAUCUGACCACAUACUUGACGAGACUUUGUCUGAAAUCGAGAAACGCAUGCAGGAUACUAAAAUUGAGGAAACAAAUUUCAGGCAAAAACUUGCCAAUAGUCUCGUUAGAGUGCGUUCGGGUAGAUGUAAUAUUGAUGAAAUUGAACAAAGGAUAAUUAAUUUUCAGAAGAGUAUGCUAUCUAACGAAUCCAUUGGGGCAUUUAUUAGAAAAUAUAAUAGCAUAUCCAAGAAGGCAGAGUUGAUAUUCACCCUAAAGGAAAAAAACGUGGAAUACAUUAAAAAAGAUUCCACUAUUGAUUUCAUUUUAAACAAAUAUCAGUACUUCAACCUUUAUAUAUUCAGUGACAAUGAUGAAUACCUCAUUAAUGGUAAACAUUCGUCAGAGCACACCAAGUUCCGAAACCUAUACACUCAUUCGAAUAACGGUUUGAGCAAAUUCUUAAUAGCCGAGCGUAAAAUAUGCAGGGGAAUAAAAGGGUCCAAUUAUCCGGUAAUUCUUCAUUAUGUAGAAGGGAGAAAGGUCACCGAUAACGGUUAUUCAGCUGAUAAUGAAGAAAUAAAUAUAUUAUUGCUGGGUGAAACAGGAGUAGGAAAAUCCACUUUUAUAAACGCAUUCGCAAAUUACCUGAAAUUUGAUUCGUUGGAUGACGCAAAAUCCGGAGACAUGGAGGUAUUGAUCCCGUCCAAGUUCACAUUAACAAAUGAAAAUUAUGAACAGAGAGUCAUACAAGUGGGCGAACAAGUUGACGAUGGAGAACAACUCGAAAAUUCAGAAAUGUCGGCCACUCAAAAGUGUAAAUAUUACGCGUUCUAUGCAGCCAAUAAGGUCAUAAAACUGAUCGAUACACCCGGAGUAGGAGAUACUAGAGGCGUUGAUCAAGAUGCAAAGAACUUUGAAAACGUAUUAUUGUACAUCUCCAAUUAUCAAAAUUUGAAUGGGAUAUGCAUUCUUCUUAAACCAAACAACUCAAGAUUGACCGCUGUAUUUAAAUAUUGCAUACUUUCAUUAUUAACACAUCUUCACAAGAGCGCCAAGGAUAAUAUAGUCUUCUGCUUUACAAAUUCUAGAGGAACAUUCUAUCGCCCAGGCGAUACAUUACCACCAUUAAUUAAACAACUCAAUACGCUUAAAGAUAAUUCUGGCGUUGAAAUAAAGGUCCGGAAAGAGACAACAUUUUGUUUCGACAACGAAUCAUUUAGGUUUCUAGCAGCAACCAUGGAGAAUGUUCAUCUUCCCGAUGAAGAUGAAUAUGCGAGAAGCUGGGAAAAAUCGGUACGGGAAUCGCUAAGACUUAUGGAACACGUUAUAAGUCGUCCGCCCCACAAAGUGAAAGAUAUGCUGUCGCUUAAUAAUUCUAGAAAGGUAAUAAAAUUCCUUAUGAAACCUCUUGCCGACAUACAACUGUUUAUAAACAGAUCCGUCGAACAGAUCACGGAGUUAAAAGAAAAGGUAGUGAGCUCGGAAAAGACCAUCGAGGAACUUACGAAAUCGAUGGACGAUAUAGAAUAUGAAUUUAACGUAGAAUCACUUGAAUCCCCAAUCAAUGUAUGCACAAAUAAAAAAUGUUCCGAGAAUAACACUAUUUGUUGUAAGGCGUGUCAUAUCAAAAUUAAACGGAAUAUGACCGGAAGACUCUUCUUAUGGUUUUGUUCGUCAAUCGGAGUCGACGGAAAAUGCAAGGCUUGCGGAUGUUCCUGGAAAAUGCACAAGCAAGUUGUCGAAAGAGAAACGCGCAAGCCUAUACAAAUUACAAGAAGUGAAGUGGCGGAGGAGGUCAAUAAAAAUAAAUCGGAAGCAGAAAGAAAACAAGCACUUAUAGAAAAUAUUGAGUUUAAGUUGGCUUGCCUCUCAAGCGAAAAGGAGAGAAUUUUCGGUAUUAAGAAUAAGUUUGUACUGUUUCUAAAACAAAAUACAAUAGCACUUUUUAAUGACGCAUACGAUGAAUACGUUGACAAUCUCAUAAAACUAGCAAAAAUUAAAGGAGAAAAAGAAAGAACAAGAGCCCUAGAAACCUUAAAGCAGGAGCACUCUGAAUUGAGAGAGUUCAUGAGACAAGGUGGGAACUCGGUGGUCUCUAGUUCCGUGAUUUCAUUAGAGGAAAUAAAUAGACUCGAAAAAGAAUUAUAUGAUUUGCCGUUAAGUGGUAAAAAAUUUCUCAGCGAAAAAGAAGAGGAAGAACGAAAGCACGAUGCCCAAUUCAGAUUUACCGAAAGCCGCCUUGAUUUUUCUGACGCCAAUAAGUCAAAAUUAAACAAAUUUACGGAAUUCUUCAGAUAUAUAAACAAACUGGGCUAG